Plasmodium knowlesi strain H is the source of this 2265-nucleotide messenger RNA. Its product is annotated as GTP-binding protein Obg2, putative. The transcript has a single exon. Bases 1 to 2265 code for a protein of 754 amino acids. Gene Ontology annotation, cellular component: mitochondrion. The record is from RefSeq and is a predicted model, not a curated record. Gene Ontology annotation, molecular function: GTP binding; GTPase activity. Lineage: Eukaryota; Apicomplexa; Aconoidasida; Haemosporida; Plasmodiidae.
AUGCUCAUAAGAAAACUUUCUUUUUUACGUUUCCCCCAAACAGAAAUCGUCCUUUUUUUGUUAAAACAUGAGGGAGUUUCCACUGUGAGCCUUGGCGGCAAGUCCAAAGGUGCAAUUCGUUUUUGCACGCCAAGAAGCACCACCUUCAGUUCGUUAUGCAGCGCGGGAAUGGGUAAUCGCCCCCUUGGGGGGGAUGCCCUUUCUUCCAUUGAACAGGCGGCGCAGGGUAUGAAUGAGGAAAGCAGCGCCGCCCCAGGGAAGUGCACACCAACCCAUUGUGAUGAAGGCAAAGUGCGUAGUAACCACCAUAAUCUCAACGGAGAUGUGCAGGAAAAAGACGAUGUGUACGAAAACAGCGAGUGUGUUUACAUUAAGGGAGACAGGAAAUUCGUUGUGCGCAGGCGAAGAGGGGCGACAUGUACAGGGGGUUCCUCUGACGGUGAUGCGGUGGGGAUGAGUGUCUACCGGGGUGUCCAACCCGGGUGGGAUCAAAAUGAGGAGGUCCUCACAAAGGGAGAACCCAUGAUAAUCCCCCAAUUGAGUAAGGAGCACGAAGCUGAAGAUUCCAAUUUAUCCUUUUCGGAAGGAGGAAUGAUUUGGAGUUCCCCCUCGAAGGGGGGAUCCAGAUUCAUAACCAAUGCCGAAAGUGAAUCCCCCGGGAAAAAUUGCGCACACCAAAGUGAUGAAGGAGCUCCCUGGGAUGCCCCCAAGAAUGAAGCUCUAAUGAAAAUCCUCACCGAACCCACUGACCACCUGAUGAUGCGAAACGAAAGACGCUUCUGUGAUUUUCUGUGGGUAGUAGCCAAGUCUGGAAAAGGAGGAGAGCCAAACUACAAAAGACGAAGGAGUAAAAAGUUAAAGGGCGAAGGAUAUGGAGGACACGGAGGAAAUGUCAUCUUGAAAAGUAAAAAAAGCAUAUACGAUUUAAUAAAAAUAGAACAGAAAGUUAAAGCAAAUGAUGGAGAAAAUUUUAAAGAAAAUAGUCGAGGAAAAGAUGGUAGUGACAAAAUUGUAUUCGUCCCCGUAGGAACAAUUGUACGAAAGAGAAUUUACUGUAAAAAAAAAAAUGAAAAUAAUAGGAAAAUGUAUAAGAGUAUUUUUUGGCAUCAGUUUUUAAAAGAAAAUGAGGAACUCUUGGUAGCUCGUGGAGGAAAAGGAGGCAUAUCAUAUUCCUUUUUUAAAAAACAUGAUUAUAGAUUACCCGAGAAUGGGGAGAAGAUGCUCCUUGAAUUGGAGCUCCGCCUAAUGAACGAUGUAGCCUUCAUUGGCAUUGGAAACAGUGGGAAAACAUCCCUCUGUAGUAGCCUCAGUAGGUAUUAUGGGAAUAUUAGUAGUCAAAUAUUUAGCACCACCAUACCACACGUUUCGAACAUUAACUACAUCGAUGGGGUAGAAAUAACUCUUCUGGAUACCCCCUUCCUUUUUUAUAACGCACACAAGGAUUCUAGCCGUGGAAAGAGAAUCCUCAGACACUUAUAUAGAAGCAAGCUUAUCGUUUACGUCAUCGACGUUGCGAGUGACAAACUGGAGAAUGUGGACGACACUCAGGUUGAGGACUACUACACGGAGAGUCUAAAGCGGGCGAAUAGCAAGGCGUCUGAUGGGGGAAAAACGAUAGACGCGGUGGAAGCAGGGGAGGAGGAAGUAUUAAAAGAGAGCACACAUAAGGACAAUUGCACCGAUGAGAGAAGUAACCAUAUGCACGCAUCAAAAGAAGUUCGUGCCAACCUCAAGGACUACCAUAACGAUACAAUAAAACAAAUAAAAAUGCUAAGAAAUGAACUCUUCCUUUUCAAUCCAGAUUAUUUAAAAAAAAAAGAACUUGUGGUUGCCACCAAGUGUGACAUGCUACACAAAAACGCUCUACUCAAUUUAGACUCCCUAUAUUUCCGUCUGAAAAAUAUAUUCCCCCAUAUAGAAGUUAUUGGAACCUCUGCCAAAUUCGGUCUAGGCAUAAAACUCCUGAGCAGGAAGAUACGGGAACUUAUCUACCCUGAGCACGUCUUAAUGAGUAACAAAAUGUACGCCAAGAACAUAGAGGACUAUAUCAUUCCUACGCAGAGCCACGCCAAGGAGGGACAACGGCGAUUGCAGAAUUAUGAGCUACCGGAGAAUGUCAAACAUAUCUACGAUCAUAACUAUAUGGAAAACUUCGAUUACUUUUUGAAGAAGCCUCGUGGAAAGAAGCAUGAUGUUGGUGUUAGCGACUCUGAAGAUGGUAAAAAUUUGUUAACGAGUGGUGGUGCUGUAGGCGACACAACCUAG